UUUUGUAAAAACUGUUGUUGAAAUAUGGCGUUCUCGUAAUAUUUUGGUUCUUAAAUGUUAAAUCGUAAUAUUUCGUUCGCUACAGCGCUUUUAGCCAUAAUUAUGGAGACGGGAAUAAAUAUUGAUUUAAAUAAUCUUGAAGACGUCAAAUUUGAAAGCAGCAAAUACGUAUUGACAAGUCCUCGGUCAUUAGAAGCUUGUUCAAGAUUAUAUGUUAAGCCAGUUGAGCUGCUGUAUAAACCGUUAGCUGAAUUCCAAGAAGAAUUGCUACCACAAGAUGUUCCAUUGAGCACAAUUUAUGAUUUGUAUGAUGAGAGAGAACAUAUAAGACAAAAGAAAUUACAGUUGUGCAGAGAAGAAAGAAGUAGGUUAAUUAGGGAAGGGACUCAACUUAAGGGAAUUAAAGUUGAAAGUAAUACACAGUCAGAUGCUGCUCGUCAUGGAAGAUUGAUGCAAAAGUCAAGUCAGAAAGAGGCGAAAAGAGUCAUUUCAAAAGAAAAUUCAACUUCAAGGUUACAAACACAAGAUAAAGAAAGUGCUAAACUUCACAGAGAACUAGUUUCAAAAAAAGAAUCUCGAUGUUCAAAACUGACAAAUUUUUCAAGCAAGCGACCACAGUCAGCAGAAAGAAAAACUCAGAGAUGCAGUCCUUCAGUGACAUUAGGUACUAAAGUAGUAUACAGAAGUGGAUCAGCUCCGAGUAGUGUCAAAUUGCCUGCACGGGAUGAGAAAAUUUUAAAAUUGAUGAAAGACAGAAGAGAAAAAGAACAAGAGAAUUUAUCUAGAAUCAAUCAAACUCAUCAAAUCUGGGAAGAUCAGAAAAUAAAAGAGAAAAUAUUUAAAAUAACAGCAGAAAGUAAAAGACGUGAGUUACUAGCCGAGGAAAAAAGAUUAAAAUCUCUUCACAAAUUGGAAACCAAUGAAUCUAAGGAAAAAGAAGAGGAUUUUGAAAGACAAUGGAAGCAGCUGCAGAUGAGGGAGUCUGACUUCCAAACAGAAUUGUUACAAAUGAAUACGUUGAGAAAACAGGAACUUCAGCUGUCUGACAAAAUUAGAAAACAAUCAAGGCUUAAUAAGAUUAAGGAACUGAAUCAGAUGAGUGCAGAAUUCAAAGCUGAUCAGAUAGCUCAAAUGUUAUUAAGUAAACAAAUUUCUGACCUUGAGUCUGCAUCUGAGAAGAAAGAUGUCAGAAUACACCAGGAACAUUUGAGAAAGUUUUUAGAGAACAGACAAGAAAGAGAACAGUUUGAACAAAGAAAAAAAUUUUUACAACUUCAAGAAAAGCAAAAUAAGGACUUAGUAAGAUCAUCAAUGGAAAUAAGACUAAAUCAGGCAGAAGCAAAUUUAGACCAAAUCUUAAAUGAGAGAAAGAGACUAUUAGAAGAGUAUCAGCUCCAGGAGAAGGCCAAAAUUAAAAGAGCUCAAACUGCUCAUAAAAGAUCUGAAGAAGAAUCCAAGGAAUUGGGAUUGACUUUGCUUGAACAUAAAAAAUUGAUUGAAGCUCGGGCGUUGGAAACAGUCAGUCGAAGCAUUGAGCUUAAAGCUCUGUUAGCUCAGAAACAAAGAAGAGAGAAGGAAAUUGAACAUCAAAAAAAUUUGUCUAGAUUACAAAAAGAAGAAGAAAAAUGGAGGAGAGCUCUGGAGAGAUCUUUGUUGGAGAAAGACAGAAAAAUUGAUGAACUUUUAGAAGAAAAAGAAAAGCUUGUAUCACAGACCCGAGCCAUGGCCCAGUUAAGCCAGACUCUGCGUGAUGACAUUAAAGAGAAAUACCAGUCUGACACCUUUGAUAAGAAAGUUCUGGAAGCACAACUGUAUGCUAAUCUGGAAAGAAAGCAAAUGCUGAGAAGUGCAACGGUGACAAGAAAAUGAGAUUCGAGCUAGAGGUUGUCUUGGUGACUUGAUACCAUGUAGUGACUUAUUGCUUGACAUACAUUCCAGUACAAGCAUUAUUUUACCCAUUACCAUUUCAAGAUGAAGCCCAUUCAGAAACCUACAUUUUUUUUAAGAGAUGAAGUAAAAAAACAAAACAUUCUUCAUUUAAUUUAAUAGACAAAGUAUAAAUAAAGUAGAGUAAACAAGAAAGAAAAUUUAGAUAGUAGAAUUGAAGUUAUCUCCCACAUCUGUAUCCAGCAUAACUUCCAUCAGCUAAAAAAAUCAUAGUGAUCAAUAUGUGAUGUAUUUAUUUCUUGUGUAUAAUCAUUACUUUCUGUUAUUUAAAUAUACUUUUUUUUAAUUUUGUAUACACAUUUAUGUGAUUAUUAGUAAUAAAAUAUUGCCAUAACUUU
Molecule: messenger RNA, 2285 nt
Organism: Biomphalaria glabrata
Lineage: Eukaryota; Metazoa; Mollusca; Gastropoda; Planorbidae
Product: coiled-coil domain-containing protein 177-like
Exons: 17
Coding region: 55-1869 (604 amino acids)
Source: RefSeq, a predicted model, not a curated record